This is a messenger RNA of Scleropages formosus (Asian bonytongue), 4188 nucleotides long. RefSeq names its product eukaryotic translation initiation factor 3, subunit 10 (theta) (gene eif3s10). The transcript is spliced from 22 exons. The record is from RefSeq and is a predicted model, not a curated record. NCBI's taxonomy places the organism in Eukaryota, Metazoa, Chordata, Actinopteri, Osteoglossiformes, Osteoglossidae. Gene Ontology annotation, molecular function: mRNA binding; translation initiation factor activity. Bases 109 to 3804 code for a protein of 1231 amino acids. Gene Ontology annotation, biological process: formation of cytoplasmic translation initiation complex; translation reinitiation. Gene Ontology annotation, cellular component: eukaryotic translation initiation factor 3 complex, eIF3e; eukaryotic translation initiation factor 3 complex, eIF3m; multi-eIF complex.
UUCUGGUGAUUUGACUAAGCCAGAGAGUUGUGUCGGUGGUGGAUGGAUAAGAAGAUUUCGAAAAAAAAUUAUCAGAAGCUGAAAUUUCACCUGUAAACGCCUUCGACGAUGCCAGCUUAUUUUCAGCGUCCGGAGAACGCUUUAAAAAGGGCCAAUGAGUUCCUUGAGGUUGGCAAGAAACAGCCAGCCUUGGAUGUUUUGUAUGAUGUCAUCAAGAGUAAGAAACAUCGAACAUGGCAGAAGAUCCAUGAGCCCAUCAUGCUCAAAUACCUUGAGCUCUGUGUGGAUCUUCGUAAGAGUCAUUUGGCAAAAGAAGGCUUGUACCAGUACAAAAAUAUCUGCCAGCAGGUAAACAUCAAGUCCUUAGAGGAUGUUGUCAGGGCCUAUCUUAAACUGGCAGAGGAGAAGACUGAAACAGCCAAAGAGGAGUCUCAGCAGAUGGUGCUGGAUAUUGAAGAUCUGGAUAACAUCCAGACUCCAGAGAGUGUGCUGUUAAGUGCUGUCAGUGGGGAGGACACCCAGGAUCGUACAGACAGACUGCUGCUCACUCCCUGGGUGAAAUUCCUCUGGGAAUCCUACCGGCAAUGUCUUGACUUGCUGCGUAACAACUCCAAGGUUGAGCGUCUUUACCAUGACAUUGCCCAGCAAGCCUUCAAGUUCUGCCUUCUAUAUACACGCAAGGCUGAGUUCCGCAAGCUGUGCGAUAACUUGCGCAUGCACCUGGGCCAAAUUCAGAGGCAUCACAAUCAGAGUACAGCCAUCAACCUUAACAACCCAGAAAGUCAGUCUAUGCACCUGGAGACUCGCCUGGUACAGCUGGACAGUGCCAUCAGCAUGGAACUGUGGCAGGAAGCUUUUAAGGCUGUAGAGGACAUCCAUGGGCUUUUUGCCUUGUCAAAGAAGCCCCCCAAACCUCAGCUGAUGGCUAAUUACUAUAACAAAGUGUCAACUGUUUUUUGGAAGUCGGGGAAUGCUCUGUUCCAUGCCUGUACCCUCCACCGUCUCUACCACCUAUCCCGAGAGAUGCGAAAAAACCUCACCCAGGAGGAAAUGCAGAGGAUGUCCACCAGAGUGCUCCUUGCUACCUUGUCUAUUCCCAUUACGCCGGAACGUACCGACAUUGCCCGCCUCUUGGACAUGGAUGGAAUAAUUGUCGAGAAGCAUAGGCGAUUGGCCACUCUACUGGGGCUACAGGCUCCUCCCACCCGCCAAAGCCUCAUCAACGACAUGGUGAGGUUUAAUCUCCUCCAGUAUGUUGUCCCAGAAGUGAAGGAGCUCUACAAUUGGCUGGAAGUUGAUUUUCAUCCCCUCAAGCUUUGUGGAAGAGUGACAAAGGUGUUGAACUGGGUGAGAGAUCAGGCUGAAAAGGAGAUGGACCUUCAGCAAUAUGUUCCUCAUCUGCAGAACAACACCAUCCUUCGGCUGCUGCAGCAGGUUGCACAAAUCUACCAGAGCAUUGAGUUCAGCCGCUUGGCUUCCUUGGUUCCAUUUGUUGAUGCGUUUCAGCUCGAGCGUUCAAUUGUUGACGCUGCCCGACACUGCGACUUGCAGGUGCGCAUUGACCACACAUCUCGCACCCUCAGUUUUGGGUCAGACUUGAACUAUUCGACAAAAGAAGAUUCACCGGUUGGGCCGUUCUUGCAGAACAUGCCUUCAGAGCAAAUCAGAAACCAGCUGACUGCCAUGUCCUCAUCUCUGGCCAAAGCAAUCCAGAUCAUUAAGCCUGUUUCCAUAUUGCAAGAACGUGAGGAACAAAGGCAGCAGGCCAUUGCUGCCUACUUGAAGAAUGCUCGCAAGGAACACCAGCGCAUUCUAGCCCGCCGACAGACCAUAGAAGAGCGAAAGGAGCGCCUUGAAAGCCUUAACAUUCAGAGAGAAAAGGAGGAGCUGGAGCAGCGCGAGGCAGAGAUGCAAAAGGUGCGCAAGGCUGAAGAGGAACGGUUGCGCCAGGAGGCCAAAGAGAGGGAGAAAGAACGCAUCAUGCAGGAGCAUGAGCAGAUCAAGAAGAAGACAGUGCGUGAACGCCUUGAACAAAUAAAGAAGACCGAGUUGGGUGCCAAAGCCUUCAAAGACAUUGAUAUUGAGGACCUUGAGGAGCUUGACCCAGACUUCAUCAUGGCCAAGCAGGUGGAGCAACUGGAAAAAGAGAAGAAGGAACUCCAAGAGCGCCUGAAGAACCAGGAGAAGAAGAUUGAUUACUUUGAGAGGGCCAAACGCCUUGAAGAAAUUCCCUUAAUCAAAAAGGCAUAUGAAGAACAGCGUAUCAAAGACAUGGAGUUGUGGGAACUGCAGGAAGAAGAAAGGAUAAGCAAUAUGAAAGUGGAGCGUGAGAAGGCACUGGAGCACAAGCAGAGAAUGUCCCGAAUGUUGGAGGACAAGGAGAAGUUUUUGUCCAAGAUUACUGCCGCUCGAAGCUUUAUUUAUGAGGAAAAACUUAAACAGUUCGAAGAACGGCUGGUUGAGGAGAGGAAAAAGCGAUUAGAAGAACGGAAGAAACAGCGUAAAGAGGACAGACGCAAUGCGUACUAUCGACAGAAGGAAGAGGAAGCUCAGAGGAUUCUUGAGGAGCAAAUGAAGAAAGAACGAGAGGAGCGAGAGCUACUUGAACAACAACAGCGUGAGGAGGAGGAGAGGGAGUAUCAGGAGCGUCUGCGCAAACUAGAGGAGCAGGAAAGGAAGCAGCGCGCGCGACAGCAGGAAAUAGAGGAGCGUGAGCGCCGCAGAGAGGAAGAGAGGAGAAUGCCUGAAGACAACAGACAUGGCAAGCAGGAUAGUCCGCACUGGUCUGAAAAAGAGGAGGGAGGCUGGAGAAAGAGAACUGGAGAAGGGGACACAGAGUGGCGCCGCCCUGUGCCUGAACGUGAGUGGCGGCAGGAAGGCCGUGAUGAGGAAAAAGGUAACUUCCAAAGAGAUGAAGAAAGAGAUGGACCCUUCAGAAGGGGAGGAGAUGGUCCUCGCAGGGGAGGAUCUGAUGACCGAGGCCUCAGACGUGGUUUUGAUGAUGAGCGAGCCCCACGCCGAGGUUUGGAUGAUGACAAAGGUCCUAGAAGGGGUCAGGAUGAAGAUAGAGGCCACAGAAGAGGGCUAGAUGAUGACCGAGGCUCAAGGAGAGGAUUUGAUGAUGACAGAGGUCCACGCAGGGGAAUGGAUGAUGUAAGGGGUCCAAGGCGAGGAGCUGAUGAUGACUGGGGCCCCAGAAGAGGAGAAGAAGGAAGCAGAAGGGGAAUGGAUGAUCAAGGACCACGUCGGGGUGAUGAUGCUAGACCUUGGAAACCCCUUGGCAGACCAGGUGGCUGGAGGGAAAGGGAGAAAGCCCGCGAGGAGAGCUGGGGUCCUCCUCGUGACAUUAGAGGCCGUGACCAAGACGAACGAGAUGAAGACAGGGAUGACGUGGAUCGUUUCAGAGAGCGCAGGCCUCCACGUGAGGAAACCAAUAGUGGCUGGAGGCGUGGUGGUACAGAUGACGCUAGUAGCUGGAGAGAGAGUCGGCGAGAGCGAGAUGACUUUGAGCGUGAUGAUCGCCGUGGAGACCGAGACAGAGACCGGGAUCGUCGAGACAUGAGAGAAAGGAGGGAUGAUCGUGAACAAAGAGCCCCUCCAAGAGAACAUGAUGAUUCAAUUUCCUGGCGUCGUACCGGUGAAGACAAAAGGGAUGAUCGCAGAGAGGACAGAGAAACCCCUUCAAAGGCUCUACCCAGGGAGAAGGACCGUGAUGGAGAAAGGGCAUCUUGGCGGUCUGACAAGGACAACCGACGCACCAAGAACGAGACAGAUGACGAUGGCUGGACCACAGUUCGCCGCUGAGCCUGUCCCUUGAGCUACUGCUUUCAGUUGGGGUAUCUGAAGGCCUGUGGUAGUGCUCUGAUAUAAUGGAAUUUGCAAAACUAUUGUGAUGCCUAUAGUUAAGAAUAAAAAAUUUUACCAUGAAUUAUGUGUUGCAGAGCAGCUUCCUCCUAUUGGUUUCCAUUUAGCAUGAGUAGGCUAUUUAUGCACAGUUUCUUCUUUAUGGAUUUUUGGGGGGUGAUGCUAUGUUUAGCCAAUACUAAUAUACACAUGUAAGGUGUAAAUGCUUUCUGUGCAUUCAGUAGUUUUAAAACCAAUGGCAAUGCUUCAGCCUGCGUACUACCAUGCUGUCUAGUUAAGGUUUUGAUUUUGAAGAAACGUGACAAUAAACUAAUUUGCUCAACA